Molecule: messenger RNA, 5253 nt
Organism: Sorex araneus (European shrew)
Lineage: Eukaryota; Metazoa; Chordata; Mammalia; Eulipotyphla; Soricidae
Gene: DSG2
Product: desmoglein 2
Exons: 15
Coding region: 1-3291 (1096 amino acids)
Biological process (GO): homophilic cell-cell adhesion
Cellular component (GO): desmosome; plasma membrane
Molecular function (GO): calcium ion binding
Source: RefSeq, a predicted model, not a curated record
AUGCAAGUAAAGGGAUUAGCAGAUUUGAGAGACAGGUCAGCUUCGCAGAGCUUGGGUGGCCGAGGUGGUGUGGGGGUGGCCGAGGUGGUGUGGAUCUACUUUACCUUUGGCAAUGGACUUCAUUUAGAGAUCUUGAAUAAGGAAAAUGAAAACCAGCCGCUUCCUAAACAGACUCACUUGAUACGGCAAAAGCGUGCCUGGAUCACAGCUGUUGUGAACCUUCGAGAGGGAGAGGACCUGUCCAAAAAGAACCCAAUCGCCAAGAUACACUCUGAUUUAGAAGAAAGCGGAGUGAAAGUUACAUACAAAUACACUGGAGAUGGGAUUACAGAACCACCAUAUGGUACAUUCAUCUUUAAUAAGGACACUGGAGAUCUGAGUGUCACCAGGAUUCUCGACAGAGAGGAAACACCAUAUUUUCGGAUACUUGGUUAUGCUUUGGAUGAAAAAGGAAACAAUGUGGAGAAACGACCAGUGGAACUUCGCAUUAAAGUCCUUGACAUCAAUGAUAAUGAGCCCGUAUUCACACAGAACUUAUUUGUGGGGUCUGUCGAAGAGCUGAGUGCUGCACAUACGCUUGUGACGAAAGUCAAUGCCACUGAUGCAGACGAGCCAAAUACUGUGAACUCUGAACUUUCCUUUAGAAUCCUAUCUCAACAGCCUGUUCCAGCAUUCUACAUAGAUCAAUAUACGGGAGAAAUUUAUACAAUCAGUAGUAACUUGGACAGAGAGGAGCACAGCAGCUAUUCUUUGAUAGUGGAUGUGAGAAAUAAAAAUGUACAAAUCACAGACAGACCUGCAAAACAAGCUCAAAUUCAGAUUCAUAUAUCGGAUGUCAAUGACAAUGUACCUGUCGUGGAAAAUAAAGUGUAUAAAGGGUCUGUUGAAGAAAAUCAAGCUAACGUAGAAGUUAUUCGCAUAAAAGUUUCUGAUGCAGAUGAAGUGGGUUCUGAUAAUUGGUUGGCAAAUUUUACAUUUGUAUCAGGAAAUGAAGAAGGUUAUUUUCACAUAGAAACUGAUACUCAGACAAAUGAAGGGAUUGUGACCCUUAUUAAGGACGUAGAUUAUGAACAAAUUAAGCAUAUCAACUGCACCGUUAUUGUCACAAAUAAAGCAGCUUUUCACAAGUCAGUUCAAUUUAAGCCCGUACACAUUCCCUUCAUAGUAGACAUACAAAACGUGAAAGAAGGCAUUCAUUUUAAAAGCAGCAAAAUUUCAUUUCAAGUUAGCGAGAGCAUGAAUCAAUCAAGCAUCAGCCGAGUCAUUGGAAAAUUCCAAGCUUUUGAUGAAGACACUGGAAAACUAGCCCAUGCAAAAUAUUCCAAAUUGGAAGACAUAGACAACUGGAUUACUAUCGAUUCUGUCACAUCUGAAAUUAGACUUGCAAAAAUUCCUGAUUUUGAAUCCAGAUAUGUCAAAAAUGGUACAUACACAGUAAAGAUUGUGGCUGUAUCAGAAGAUGAUUCUAGAAAAUCAGUCACUGGCACCAUUCUUCUCAACGUUGUAGACAUCAAUGACAAUUGUCCUACACUGGUAAACCCUGUGCAGAACAUCUGUAAUGAUGAGCAGUAUGUGAAUGCAACGGCAGAGGACCUGGACGGACCCGAAAACAGCGGGCCUUUCAAUUUCCUUAUUGUUGACAAACCACCUGGGAUGGCAGAAAAAUGGAAAAUAGUACGCCAAGAAGGUACCAGUGUGCUACUUCAGCAACAUGAGCAAAAGCCUGGGAGGAGUGAAAUUCAGUUCCUGAUCUCCGACAUCAAGGGCAACACUUGUCCUGAGAAGCAGAUCCUUCAGCUCACGGUGUGUGAGUGUCUGCAUGGCAGUGGCUGUGUGGAAGCGCUCCAUUCCUCCUAUAUUGGCCUGGGACCCGCAGCCAUUGCCAUCAUAAUUUUGGCGAUUCUACUCUUGCUUCUUGUGCCACUUUUACUGCUGAUGGCCACUUGUGGAGAAGACGCCAAAGGCUUCACCCCCAUUCCUGGCACUGUUGAGAUGCUGCAUCCUUGGAAUAAUGAGGGCGCACCUCCAGAAGACAAGGUUAUGCCAUCACUGCUGACAACAGAUCGAAGGGAGAGCGUGGCCGUCGGCCAUGCAGUAGGGGGGAGCAUUGCAAACAGGGUUAUGGUUGGCAAAGGAAGUAGCUCCACGUCCUUUGUCAAAAGGCAACACGAAGAGACUGAGGUGGACGGAAGAUAUGAAGAACACCAAAGCUUGCUCACUGGCGGGGCUACCCGACCUGCAGGGACUAUAGGAGCUGCCGUAAGCGCUGAAAGGAACAGAAGAGUCCAGGCUGCCUCCACAGACAUGGCGGGAGCUCGAGCAGCUGCAGUGGCCGCGAAUGAGGAAUUUUUAAAGAAUUAUUUCUUUGAGAAAGCAGCCUCAUACACGGAGGAGAAUGACUUCCACACAGCCAGAGACUGCCUCCUGGUGUACUCGCAGGACGACACGCAGUCCCUGCAUGGCUCCAUUGGCUGCUGCAGUUUCAUCGACGGCGAGCUCGACGACAUCUUCUUAGAUGAUUUAGGGCUUAAAUUCAAGAAACUUGCCGAAGUGUGUUUGGGUCGAAAAAUAGAUAUAGAUCUGGAGACUGAGCAAAAAGCUGUGCAAAACACGGAACAGAAGGGAGCUUCAGUCAAUGAGCAAAGCCAGGGCCUCUCAGAGAACAUCUAUGGCGCGGGUGCCGCCUUGUCAGUUUCAAAAUCUUUGCAUGAAGCAAACACAGGGAUAGUGAGUCAGGAAAUAGUCACUGAAAGGUCUUCCAGUCAGAGUCAAAAGGUAACAACGACAUCUCUUCCUGAGCCCGCGGCCCCUCGAAACAUUAUAGUGACAGAAACUUCCUACACCACAGAUUCUGCUCUGCGCCCCAGCACCGUGAUCCUGCGCCCCAGCCAGCCCCAGGGCCUUGUGGUGACCGAGCGGGUGUACGCUCCAGCCACCACCCUGGUAGAUCAGCGUUACCGUAAUGACGGGAAUGUCGUAGUUACAGAGAGAGUCGUGCAGCCCAAUGGGGGCCUCGUGGGCUUGCAGGAAGGCGCCACACACCUGUCAGAUGCAAAUUAUGUGAUGGUGAGGGAAAAGGAGAGCUUCCUGGCCUCCCAAGCUAGUAUGCUGCACACUCUGGCCCGACCCAGUGUCGCAAUAGGGCCCAACGUGACAGUGACGGAAAGGGUGCUGACCCCCGCGUCCUCUGUGCAGUCCAGUUACCAGGUCCCUGCUGAAAGCUCAGUGACGGUCCGGAAGACCUCGGUGUCCAGGAUAGGUCCUGCCCCUCAGCCAAACUCGGCUUCAUAGGAACUGUCCUCACGCUCCCACUGAACCGCAGCUCCCUCCAGGGCUUCUGAGCAGAGUCGCAUCCACAUUCUUACUCCCGCACGGCAGCCACCAAACUAGGAGCCUGUUUCACGGGCACGGGUCAGUUCUUCUUUUCAGAGUCCAGUCAUUUCAUGAGCCUGACACACCCGGUGGGCUACAACUUUCUCUCAGUGGCUUGUAUGCAAAGGACCUUACUGCCUCCGCUUCCAAAAUUGCCCAGCAGAACACUAUCGAGUCACUGAGGGGAUAUUAAUGAGGCCACCCUCUAAGUGCCUUUUAGCAAGGUUGGGAUAGUAAUAUUCGCAAGGCACGUUCACGAGAUGAUCGACCUGGUUUUUAUGCAUUUUCCAAACCGUAGGAGUAUGGAGUGCAUCGGUCACCUUCAGAGCUGAUAGAACCUGUUGGUGUGCCACUCUGACUUCUGACAUCACUCUCCUGAAUUCCACCCUUUGCAGCAGCUUAUCCUAACAACUCAUCUAUCCAAAAAUACAUAGUCUGGGCUACCGGUUUUUGUCUUUUUUGAAAACCAGAGGCUUUUUAAAUCAAUGAAGUUGAUUGGCUUUUACAGUACUUACAUGGAGGAAUUUAUCUGCCUGAUUCUCUAACUGUACACAGGCAUGUGUGAGUUCUAUGAUUCUUUAAAUAUUGAGAGAGACAAGGUGACUCAGUAGUCCUGAAAAUACACAAGACUUCAAAUUCAGGGUAGUAAUACAGGGCAAAAUUUAUAAAUAUAAAAUCUUUAUUUUUCCUUUGCUUACUUGGGGGGGAGGGGGAGGGCACACCCACAGUGCUCAGAGUCUACUCCCAACUGUGCGCAGAAGUCACUUCUGGCAGAGCUGGGUAUUAAACUAAGAAAGUGCCUUAACACAUGUGCUGUUUCCAGCCCCAAAUUCACCACUUUUUAAUAUAAACAACGUGGCUUUUUUUUUUAACUCUCAAGAUACAUUAGCUUCUAAUUUAAUACAGCCAAACUAACCACUUUGUAGCAUGGUUAAGAGAACACACACUGAAGUAAGAAUUGUGCCUGUUUCACUGUUUUAUAUUCUCAAGUGACUCAUAGAAAUACUAAAUAAAUAUUUGUGAAAUUAAACUGAAUUUUAGAAGCCAUUCUCUUAUCUACAAUUGUAGGAGCCAUGAAAAGCCAUGAUAAUAUCUAUAGCUGUGAAUUUGAAAUUAUGGCAUUAUUCUCUGUUUCAGAGUCAUUGGUUGGUCAUGACUUACUGCAUGAAUAUUAAAUAUUACUUAGUUGGACUGAAUUUAUUCAGUAUCAUUGCCUUUUCUUCAUAAAAGUUAUCUGAGUGUUUUGACUGGUAAUUAAUAAAUUCUCCCCUGAAAAAUAACUCACUUAGCAUUUCAAAAUACAUGUAAAUAUAUAAGUAAUAAUUUGUAUAUUCUUCACAACUAAAUUUUCAUAAAUUUUAAAGGUUGUAAUUUAAUGAUUUAUAAAGAUAUUUUUCUAGGGAAAACGAUUUUCAGAAUUUUAUUUUUGUAGCAUGGUUUUAGAGAUAGCAUUGACUUGCAUUGUGUUAACACUUUUUGUUCCCACUGACUGUUUUGGGUAAAAGGUAGAUAUUUUCAGACAUCGAAAGUCUGGCCAGCAUGAAGGACACUCUUCCAUGAUCUAAAUUUUUUACUCUGUACUAAGUAAUUAUUGUUGCUUUUCUUAUUUUAUUAUAGACUUAACAGUUAAUAUUUUACCAGAUGUUUAACAGAAGUAUCUCUGCUGUGUGAAAAUGUAAAUAUGAACUUUGUUCUCUGAACCAACAAAACUCGGUCUUAAACUUCUGCCUUGGACAGGCUUGAAAAUCCUGACCUGUCUCUUGUAUAGAGCAUAAUCAAAUUUUAUGAAAGGUUUUCCUUGAGCUUGAAAAGGUGAUUUGUUUUAGUUUUUACAUUUGUCCCAUGGGAAAUUAUAUUUGUGUAUCAUCAUAAAAUAUUUAA